Molecule: messenger RNA, 1449 nt
Organism: Alligator mississippiensis (American alligator)
Lineage: Eukaryota; Metazoa; Chordata; Crocodylia; Alligatoridae
Gene: PDHB
Product: pyruvate dehydrogenase E1 subunit beta
Exons: 9
Coding region: 16-1098 (360 amino acids)
Biological process (GO): pyruvate decarboxylation to acetyl-CoA
Molecular function (GO): pyruvate dehydrogenase (acetyl-transferring) activity
Source: RefSeq, a predicted model, not a curated record
GAGGGCACAUCCAAGAUGGCGGCGGCACUGAGGGGGCUGGCGCGGGCCGGGUUGCACCGCUUGCCGGGCCCGCUGCGCCGGGGGAUCCGCGCCUCGGCGCCCGCCGCCGUGCAGGUGACGGUCCGCGACGCGCUGAACCAGGCGCUGGACGAGGAGCUGGAGCGCGACGAGCGCGUCUUCCUGCUGGGCGAGGAGGUGGCGCAGUACGACGGCGCCUACAAGAUCAGCCGCGGCCUGUGGAAGAAGUACGGCGACAAGCGCAUCAUCGACACCCCCAUCUCCGAGAUGGGCUUCACCGGCAUCGCCGUGGGAGCCGCCAUGGCUGGGCUGAGGCCAAUUUGCGAAUUCAUGACCUUCAACUUCUCCAUGCAAGCCAUCGACCAGGUGAUCAACUCCGCUGCCAAGACCUAUUACAUGUCUUCCGGCAUGGUCUCGGUCCCGGUGGUGUUCAGGGGCCCCAACGGCACCUCGGCCGGUGUCGGCGCGCAGCACUCGCAGUGCUUCGCCGCCUGGUACGGGCACUGCCCUGGGCUGAAGGUGGUCAGCCCAUGGAGCUCCGAAGACGCGAGAGGUCUGCUCAAGUCGGCCAUCCGGGACGACAAUCCAGUUGUGAUGCUGGAACAUGAACUGAUGUAUGGAGUUCCCUUUGAGAUGUCGGAGGAAACGCAAUCAAAGGACUUCUUGGUUCCUAUUGGCAAAGCCAAAAUAGAGAGGCCGGGAAAGCACGUUACGUUAGUGUCGCACUCGAGGCCUGUUGGACACUGUCUGGAAGCAGCUGCUGUCCUUGCCAAAGAAGGGGUGGAGUGUGAGGUGAUAAAUCUCCGCACCAUUCGCCCAAUGGAUGUUGAAACUAUAGAAGCCAGCAUUAUGAAGACAAAUAACCUUGUAACAGUGGAAGGAGGUUGGCCACAGUUUGGAGUAGGAGCCGAAAUAUGUGCCAGAAUCAUGGAAGGACCUGCCUUCAAUUACUUGGAUGCUCCAGCUGUGCGUGUCACAGGGGCCGACGUUCCUAUGCCUUAUGCAAAGAUCUUGGAAGAGAACUGCAUACCUCAAGUGAAGGAUAUCAUCUUUGCAGUGAAGAAAACACUAAAUAUCUAGACUGUUACAAACAUGUUCUUCUAAAAUGUCUUAGUUUAAAACAUAUGGAGUGUACUGCCUUGUAUAGCUUCAUGAACCUUUCUGUACAGAAAGAAAAGGUUAAAUAACACUUUAAAAAUUAUUUAUAUGGCUAAUUGUGUAAUAAGCCAGCCUUUCAGUCACCCUUCAACUCUAAGCAGCUCUGUGGGGAAGUAUAUAGCUAUGUUUGUGCCAGUCUCAUGCUGUAAGUUUGAAUCUGUACCCUCUCUGAGAGUUGACGGUACCAGUGAACGGACUGUUCUAUUGCUGUCAGAGAAAGAGUCUCAUUCUAAAUGGUCUUAAUUUAGUAUGAGAAAUAAACGACUACCCAGC